UCUGCAGCCGGCGAGGUCGAAUCGAAGCUACAAAUGGGAAAAGCCGCCGAUGGGAUACAAGGCGAAUGUUGAUGCCAGUGUGCUGAAAAAUGGGGGAACUGGAGUCGGGAUGGUGGUUCGCGAUAAGGAGGGGAAAUUUGUGAUGGCAGCUGUUCGAAGGACUCGGGUCACCUGGCAGCCUGAGAUAGCGGAAGCGGAGGCUUUGUUGUGGGGAUUGAAACUCAUACAACAGCACCAAUUGUAUCCAGCAAUGAUGGAAAUGGAUUGCCUAAGUUUGAUCUACAAAUUGCAGGGGAAGGAUGAGAUUAAUUUGGAAAUAGGGACACUGUGUGAAGAGAUAAGGGAGAGAGCUCAGGGCAAGGAGAUUCAGUGGCGGUUUUUGGGCAGGGAAGGAAAUGAAUCUGCCCACCAAAUGGCCCGAGUCAAUUGUAGAUGGGAAGAAACCGAGGUCUGGUUUGACCGGCCACCAAUUUUUCUUUUACCUCAAUUGUUGAAGGACUGUAAUGCUAUUGCACCACAUGAUUAAAUAAAAAGCAUACAAGCAUUAUUUAUAUAAAAAAAAAGCAUAUCACCCACGAUAGGGGUUAUCAUCCCUUUUUUAGUCAUUACCAACUCUCUUUAUUCAAUUUUUCCUGUCUUUAACAACUUUAUGUACUUACCCAAAUAAUGGAAUGUUGCAAUAUAUUUAAAAAGGUAAACAAGGCAUUUGGAGUCUUUUCAUUGACCGACUUUAAAGUCAUUUUAUAUUCGGAGGUCGCUAAACAUUAUUAUUUAUCUUAGAGAAGCUAACCCACGUUUGGAUCAAUUUGCUAAGAUAGUUGGGAAUUUAUAGAAUUUAUUUUUUUCUUUCGUGAACAGUGGACUUUCAUACAUACAAAUUCAUAUUAACUGAUUAAUAUACAUAUAACUAAGGCAAAAUACAGUUGUAUAUCCAUAACUAUCAGGUUUGUGACAAAUAUAUCCACAACUAUCGAAAUACAUGAAAUAUCCAAAAAUCGGAAGGUUGUGUGACAAAUCUAUCCACUUCCAUCUGAAACUAUAACGGCGUGUCAGACGGCGUUUAAUUGACUAACAGAAUGUUGAAUCGAUGCCGUCUCACCUUACACAUAAGCCAAAAAGCAACCAAACUUUACACGUGGAUGCCAAAUAGGCUAGUUGAAUAAAGGCAAAAUACAGCUGUAUAUCCACAACUAUCAGGUUUGUGACAAAUAUAUCCACCACUAUAAAGUUUGUGACAAAUAUAUCCACAACUAUCAAAAUACACGAAAUAUCCUUUUUCGUCCACUCCGUUAACUCCGUCAGUUAACUUGAUGACUUGACAGACGGUGGAUGCUUAGUUGGCGUGUUUCUGACCCUACUGAAUGACGUGCAUUAAAAGAGAAAAAAGAAUUUAAAAAUCCUGAAAACCAUAGACGACGAGACUAAAAAUCCAACCCAGAAACUCGCCCGAUAACCACAGAUCCUACUCCGAUCGACACCUCCACCCCCAAAUAACCCAAGCCCAGAUUUUGAUUCCAACCACAAUCCCGAACCAUUGCCUCCCUUUUACUCCGACGGCUUCCAUGAAGUCGGCGCCAUGGUAGUACCAAGCUUGAAUCUCAAACAAAAAAAGCUUGAAUCUAACCAAAUCGCCAACAGAGAAGACUGCAGCAGAAACGAGGUCUAACAGACAACAGUGUAAAGUUUGGUUGCUUUUUGGCUUAUGUGGCAGGUGAGAUGACAUCGAUUCAGCAUUCCGUUAGUCAAUUUAACGUCAUCUGACACACCGUUAUAGUUUCAGAAGAAAGUGGAUAGAUUUGUCACACAACCUUCUGAUUUUUGGAUAUUUCGUGUAUUUCGAUAAUUGUGGAUAUAUUUGUCACAAACCUCAUAGUUGUGGAUAUACAACUAUAUUUUGCCUAAAUUUUUUUUUCUUUUAAUCCACGUCAUUUAGUGGGGUCACAAACACGCCAACGAAGCAUCCACCGUCUAUCCAGUCAUCAAGUUAACUAACGGAAUUAACAGAGUGGACAGAAAUGGAUAUUUCGUGUAUUUCGAUAGUUGUGGAUAUAUUUGUCACAAACUUGAUAUACAGUUGUAUUUUGUCUAUAACUAAAUACAUGUUACUUUUCGACCUCAGGAGGGGACGUGGCAAUCGCUGAUGAACAAGACUGCCUUUCAUUGUCGACCAGGCCAUCGAUGGAUAAUGAUGUUGCCUUGCUCUUCCUUCGUUCCCCUCCUACUAUAAUAAGACGGUCUACUCCAUCGAUCCUCUUGUGUUGUAGACCGUCUUUUUUGUUUCGUAUUGUGUUGGGUUUUUUUAUCUUAUUGUAUCGAUGUUGUUUAAUUUCGCUAUGUGUUUCAUUUCGUUCGACUCCCUGUGUGUCUUUUCUGAGUAUUAAUUGUCUAUUAUUGAAAUAAAGUUUUCCCGUGUUGUGUCGUGCAAGCUCCGGCCAAUCCCUCCUAUUUGUUCUGUAAAGAUAUUUUUGCGUCAAUAUCAUCGUUAGUGACAAAUAUUAGUGAAUUAAGAAAUAUUUUUAAUGGCUAAUAUAAUAGUACUCAAAAUCUAAUAUUGCAAACAAAAAUAUCUAUCAUUAAAAGAAGUAUUAUAGACAAACAUUUUUGUCUCUGUAGUGGAAAAACAAGGCAAUAAAUUAAUCCAACAAAGGAAAUUAGCAACUAAAAUAUUUGUCUCGAACUCUUCUAGCAGUGGCAUAUAAUAUUUGCUAUUAACAUCUUCCGGUAAAGGGAUUUACAGGCACAAUAUUGACAACAUACCUAUAUGUGUCACUAUAUGGCUAUCGCGACACAUAAAUCAUUUAUCAUGGCAAAUACACUCAAUCUCUAAAAAUACAUUUUCUUCUAGAUCUGUCAUAUCGCAUCGAGCUUUUCAGGUGAAAGAACUUGGCAAUCUCUCAUACUUCCUCGGUCUGGAGAUUCUAUGCUCAGAUAAUGGCAUAUUGUUAUGUCAAUGAAAGUACAUCCGUGAUUUUCUUGCAGACCAGAUGUUAGAGCAAUGUAUACUGUGUGCAAACUCAAUGGAGAAGAAUUUGAAGCUUAGCCGAGCAAGUGGUCAUAUGUUGGAUAAUCAAAUGCACUAUCCUACGGUAGUGGGAAGCUUUUGAUACAUUGGCUUAACAAACCUAAUAUAGUGUAUGUUGCGCAAAUUGUUAGUCAAUAUAUGAGGAUUGCAUGUACGACACAUUUCGAUGUUUUACAAUGGAUACCGCGUUAUCUUAAAGAAAUCCAUUAUGUGAGACUUUUCUUUCACACCAGUGGUCACCUGACUGUUGUGGAGGUUUUUUUUAUGAUGACUUUGCAGGUUGCAUUGAUAUUUGACUAUCCACUUCCACAUGGUGUAUUAAGUUUAGCGAUUCUUUUGUAUCUUGGAGAUGUGUGAAAUAUGAUAGAGUUUCAUUUCGUUCAAUUCCCUGUAUUCCUUUCCUCCCUAUUGUCUACGUAUGAAAUAAAGUGUUACGUGUUGUGUGGUGCAAGCUCGAGGGCCUACUAGUUAUUUUUAGUGUGAUAAAAAUCAUACCGGAGAGCCUAGUGAGAGAAAUUCUUCUUCUUCAAGAUUUUUAGAGAGAGAAUGUGACGAGCAAGGAAAAAGAAGGAGGUUAAGGUUUCAACCAAGCUUAAGGUUUUGGAAAUUUCUACCUUCAAUGUUGAUCUCCACACAAAAGGAAGAAGGCUUAUUAACACCACCAAGAUGGGUUUCUCUCCUUUCCUUUGUGUAUUCCUUCUACUUAAUUAGCAUGAGGUAGUCCUUUAUUUCACUUGAGUGUUUGUGAAUCCUAGCUAUAAUCAUGUGAAUGCUUGUAUGAAUUGAACGAUUUGUGUAUGGUUGUGUUUUAAUGCAAGUAUUGAGGUAUAUUCAUGAAUGUUGGGUUGUGUUUUCCUCUUCCAACUACUUUGCCAAUUUCACCUAGGUAGAGGGAAACCCCCUUCUUGCUAAGAAGCUUUCAAAAGCUGGGUUUCUUUGGCCAGAUUAAGCCACCUACCUCUUCCCAUGUUUUAGCACCUUCUGUUAGUUGUAGUUUAACCGUUCGAACUAAGGUUCGAGGGAGAACCCUUGGGAACCCUAAGACGAUAGACAAAGAGAGUUACCUUGGUAGCUUGAUUGAUGUCCCUUUCCUUAUUGAUCAAGAGAGUGAAGCCAUUUCACUUGUUGCGCUUUCCUAUGGUUGGCAACCGCCUUCACCAUGCACCUACAUUUAUCUGGCUUUGAUAGCUAGCUAGGGGGAACGACACCCGGAUGAAGCCAUCUCAAUUCGUGUUCAAAACCAUUUACUUUUUCAAUUGCAUUAGUGGUAAACCAUAGUCGAGCCAAAAAUCUAUUCCUAGAUAAUGUUGCAAACAAUUGAAGUAAGGGUACAUGGACCGGCCUGGGUUUGACAUUUAAAUACUUACUCUAUACUGCACCCGGCUAGGGUUUAUACUUGGGACCUAGUUGGGAGUUUGUGUAUUGCAGUCAGGAUGAGUCAACGGUCAUGACAUCGGACUGGGUCCGAUGUUGUGUCGUGCAAUCCAUGUAUUUCUUUCCUAAGUAUUGUCUAUGCUUGAAAUAAAAUUUUCCCGUGUUG
This is a messenger RNA of Linum trigynum, 4562 nucleotides long. The record is from the annotation of a GenBank genome assembly. NCBI's taxonomy places the organism in Eukaryota, Viridiplantae, Streptophyta, Magnoliopsida, Malpighiales, Linaceae.